This is a messenger RNA of Rubroshorea leprosula, 1863 nucleotides long. Lineage: Eukaryota; Viridiplantae; Streptophyta; Magnoliopsida; Malvales; Dipterocarpaceae. The record is from the annotation of a GenBank genome assembly.
AACAUGAGUUUCUUAAAUCCAAGAUGUUUUUUUGUACUUAUAUUAUUUUUUUAAUGAAAUUGUCUGCUUUGUGGAGUUUGGAGAGCAGAAAAGCAGAAAAUGGCCAGUGCUCUCUUGCUGACUGCUACUCCUCUUCUGCCUUCCCGGAAGACCCAAGUAAGGGGAUUCAUGAGAAAUUUGGGGACUUCAUUCCAUGGCCAAGUGAUGUUUAAUCGAAGUUCUGCAAGAAGGGAGUUUAGUAACACUGGUGGAGGCCGAUUUGUGGUUGCUUCAGUGCUUGGAAGGAGGGUCAAGAAGACAGAGACAGUGAUUCCAGAACCAGAUUAUCGGAUACCGAUUGUCCUGCUUGGUCUUGCCGGUGGGCUUGCUUAUACCAAUAAUCUUUUACCAGCGGCACCUGUUGGUCUACUUGGAUUACUCCUAUUGUUCCAGGUAACAGCAUCUAGGAAGAAAGCUUGUCAAACCAAAAAGUAAAAAACUGUAGAAGCAAGAAGUAGAACUCUGAAUUCAAGCAUUUUAAGAAGGAAAACUUUUGAACUUUGAGAAGCUUGAUACCCUUGAAUGCAUUGAAAUCAAACCACAGAUGCCCUUGUGACGGGAUCUUUAGUCAAUAAGGAUCAAUUGACGAGUUCUCUCCCAUCUUCCCACAUGUUUUGGCUUGUUUAAAGAGUUAACUUGGUAUUUAACUAAUAUACAUUCUGCUUUCUGUCAUUUUCUCCACUUGUUAAAUUUUUUCCUUUUAAACUGCUACAAACUGACUCUUUUUUCCCUUCUAGACAACAAGAGUGAGAUUUGUCUUUGACGAUGAGGCUCUGCUUGUGUAAGAUUUUAAUUAUUUUAGCACCAAAAAAUUUGAUGUCACUUAUAUGUGGAGUCCUUUGAUCCAACUUGUACCUCAGCUUGAAUACAAAGCAAAGACUUCCUGUGAGCCACUUCUAUGUGUGCACAUUUGCACAUGUUGUAUGUCUCUUAGACAUACCAUGAAUUUCAAUGCUUGGUUUACAGUCAUCAUUUAUUGAAUGCCAUUCUGAGACUUUUGAGUCACCUUUCACAAGGAUCCUCAUAAAGUUUACUUGCAGAACUAUGUGAAAACCUAGACAUGCGUAUUACACUCUCCUGCUUUAUUUGCUGAUGAAGCUAGUCACUGAAAUUCAUUUUACAUGUAACAUUUACGUUUUUAGGAGGUAAAAGUGGGAGAUCAACUUGAGGAGUCAGGCGAAAACAUAUUUGUCGGUGGAAAAAACCGUUGGAAGUACUCAACAUUUGUGAACUGGGAACUGUGGUGGCCAAAUUUCCCUAUUUUGGUAUAUUUUAAAGAGACACAAACAAAACCUGAAGGACAAGUUCACUUCUUUCCUGUCAUUUUUAAUGGCAAGCAACUUUAUGAUGUAAUGGUGGAGAGAGCUGGCCCUUCAAAAACCAGUGGGCCAAAAGAAUCCUGAGUGCCCCCAGCCUUGUGGGCGCAGAUAUCUGAGAUUGCACGUUCAAUCUUAAGGAUAACCGAUAUUGGUAGCUAAUUCCUUUACCAUUGUACUCAAUACAUUGAGGUAUUGUUGUAUCUUACACAUUUUGUAAUACAGUUAAUUUGUAAUAUGUUGCUCUAAUAAACAUUUCUUUUUUAUGCCAGUUCAGCUUGUAAUACAGAAAGAAUUGAAUAAUUUUUCUGAGAAAGACAAGUAAAAUUGAAGAUCAGUCAAUAUUUUCAUUGGAUGUAAACAAUCUUGGAUAACAUUUGUAAAUGGUGGUGAGUCUCAUUUGGCAAUUCUCAAUUUUCCUUGGUCUCUGUUGAGUAGAAAAAUCAUACAUUGAAAAUAUUAUAAAGAAUUAUGUGGUUUAAACUUUAAAUACAAGAAAUGUUAGUCU